This is a messenger RNA of Malania oleifera, 3559 nucleotides long. RefSeq names its product putative pentatricopeptide repeat-containing protein At1g16830. NCBI's taxonomy places the organism in Eukaryota, Viridiplantae, Streptophyta, Magnoliopsida, Santalales, Ximeniaceae. Gene Ontology annotation, molecular function: protein binding. The coding region runs from base 381 to 2360 and encodes 659 amino acids. The record is from RefSeq and is a predicted model, not a curated record. The transcript has 4 exons.
CUUUGAAUACCUUUUGAGUUCAAUAUUGACACUUACAAAAUUCAAUACUUUUUUUUUUGGUAAAAAAUAUAGCUCUAAAAAUGGCCUCACAAACCGAAAAAGAUGCCCGAACCAAAGAUCCGACCCAAAUGCAUCUCUGUUCACACGCCCCCAACCUCCUCCUUCCGCCCUGUGUAGGGUUUUGCACCCUCGCUCUCCCCUUGCCUGUAGGACUUUGCUCAACGACUGAGCUGCAGAUUUUGUGUUCGCUUUCUCCCUCCCAGUUUCUGCACUUCUUCGCUUUCCAUGCUCUCUGUCUCUACAUGUGUUGCUCCCAUGUCUGUCUCUGACCCCCAUCCUUCUUCCCUCUCGUCUCUCCCCACCGCUCUCGCAACCUCACUAUGUCAUGGAGAUGGAGAUCCUUAACGUCAACGUCGAUUGUAUUCAUUGAAAUACCCUCAUUAAAGUCACACACACCGCCACUGUCAAUGUUCUGUUUAUACAGCAGUGCUCAAAAUUUUUCCAGUGCAAAACAAGCUCAAAAACUUCCUGUAACCUCUAGAAUUGUUCUUACUCCUCAUGUAGUUUACCCCACCUUGUUGAAUUGCCCUUCUGAUUUAAUCGCUUUGAGCUUCUUCUUAUGGUGUGCUAGGCAGCCCAAUUACUUCCAUGAGCUUUGCGCUUUUGAUCAUAUGGCUACUGUGGUCAAUCGCCUCACGAAGCGGUUCAAGACAGUGAAAGGAGUCGUUCGAGAACUAGAGGGUGUUGGUUGCGUUACCAAAGCGCAAACUUUCCUGCUUUUGUUGAGGAUCUAUUGGCGUGGAGGAAUGUACAAGUUGGUGUUUGAAGCUUUUGAGGAAAUGGGUAGAUUCGGUUACGUACCAAACACGUUUGCACGCAAUGUAAUUAUGGAUGUAUUGUUCAAGAUUGGGCGUGUCGAUGUAGCUCUCAGAGUUUUCAGUGAGACCCGAGUCCCAAAUUUUUUGACGUUUAGUAUUGCAAUUUGCAAUUUAAGCAAGUUGAAAGAUUUGAACAAUAUUAGGGAUGUCUUAAGAAUCAUGUUGAGGGAGGGGUAUUAUCUUAAUGGCGAGACCUUCUUGAUGGUUUUGAAUUGUUUUUGCAAGAAUGGGAGGCCAGCUGGGGCAUUUCAAAUUUUGGGUUUGAUGAUAACUCUGGGCUUACCUCUUUCCCAGGCUGUUUGGAGUAUAUUGAUUGAUGGGUUCUGUAAAUGUGGCAGACUUAGUAUGGCAGGUUAUUUAUUGGAGAAGAUGGUCGAGACAGGUUGUUCUCCUAAUGUUGUAACAUAUACAUCUUUAAUUAAAAAAUUUUUGGAAUUGAAAAUGUUUAACAGUGCCUUUGAUAUUUUAAGGACCAUGGAAACAAAAGGGUGUGCCCCUGACUUGGUACUGUAUAAUGUGUUAAUAGAUUGUCUCUCUAAGAUUGGGAGGCAUGAUGAUGCACUUGAUUUGUUCUGUGAUUUGCUAAGAAAUAAUCUAGUUCCUGAUUCUUACACUUUAAGUUCUAUACUGUCUACUAUAUGUGUGUCUAGAUGGUUUUCUGUUUUACCCAAGUUGGUCCAUGGACUUGUGAUGCAGACUGAUCUUGUGGUCUGCAACCUCCUCCUAUGUUAUUUUUGUAAGGCGGGGCUUCCAUUAUGUGCUGUGGAGUUCUAUAAUGACAUGCUAGAUAAAGGUUUUACGCCAGAUAGGUAUACUUUUGUUGGAUUACUGAGAGGACUUUGUGGGGCAGGAAGAAUUGAUGAGGCAGUUAAUGUUUACCGUGGCAUCGUCAUGAACUAUUCAAGUUUGGAUGCUCAUGUCCAUACCGUAAUCAUUGAUGGACUCAUAAAAGUUGGUAAAUUUCAUAGAGCUGUCAGAUUGUUCAGAAAAGCUGUUGCAGAGAAGUACCCAGUAGAUGUUGUAUCAUACACAGUUGCUAUCCAUGGGCUCUUUAGAGGUGGUAGAGCCGAAGAGGCUUGUACUUUGUACAGUCAAAUGAAAGAGGUCGGCAUAGCUCCUAAUGCAUAUACAUAUAAUGUAAUGCUUUGUGGCUUUUGCAGGGAAAGAGAUGUUAAAAUGGUUGCACAGGUGCUACAAGAGAUGAUUGAUUCAAGGAUGGAAAUGCAUUACAAUACAUUCAUGAGGAUGUCCAGUCUUCUGCUUAAAACACACUGUCGUCAUUCAGUCUUUAAUGUAUUAAGUGAAAUGUGGAGUUUAGGAUUGGUACCUAACAAGGCUGUGUAUACAGUGUCUGAUAGACUUACACAUGUUGUAGAAGUAGAUGACGCUCCUCUUUCAUCACUAAAAUAUAUUGACAAUAUUCAAUGUGCGGGAAUGUCUAGUUUGGACAACCUUUCUGAUGUUGCUGCUUCCGUGGGUUGAAAUGGAUUGGUAAGAAACUUGUUUGCAUCUUGGCAAAUGGUACUUCUAUUCUUUGAAGUUCAUAAAGCCAUCAAAGAAUUGUUGGGCUUCUUGAAGGUAUUGAGGAUAUACCAGGAAGCUUUGACAAAAGCACUUGGCAAACAUUUUGGUGCUAGGCCACAAACCAUCUUUUGGAAUCUGUCCUUCUCAAGCCCUUUCAAGGAGUAGUUUACCAUGGACAUAAUGGCUAGUGAGGUCAGUAAUGUUAGACCGUUACCUAGCAAUGCUAGUAAGAGAAACUGGAGGCUGAGUGGACUCCUGAGAGGCACAAGAGAUUUCUCAUGUUGCAUAAAGGGAAAAAUGCCAAAUGCUAGUUUCAAGGAGGAUGGAAGAACACUGUUGAAGGGCUUUACCAAGUGGAGAAAGUCCUCGAUGAGCAGAGGUAGCAACAUAAAGAUCCUUUACAAAUGUAAAGGAUAAAUGGGGGUUUGCAUAAACUAGUUGGGCAAACAACAGAUGGAGGGGCAUGGUCACUGAUCAUCAAACUUGGCAAGCAUUUAUGAAGGGGCAUCCCAACUAUAAGGAUUUCUCCAAGUCUCCAGCUUAUGUGAAAGAAACAUCAUUUUUUGAGACACUGUUGCUAUUGACGAGCAUCCAUAGGCUCUCUCUCAAGGGACUCGUGCAUUGUUGAGUACACAUGAAUGCAGGUUGCAGAGGGGUGAGUUUAUUCAGUUUGAAGUGGUUGGGUAACAAAGUGCUUCUGACAACAUAGGUGUAAUACCUUCAAGGCAUCAGUGAAGGCGUGGCGAAGCCAGUUUGUACUGGAAGGGAAAAAAAGCAUCAACAGGGAAGUGCGGUAGAUCUUGCAGACAGGAACAUUCAACAGUAUGUGCUCGUCUUAGUUUAGGUUUUUAAGGGUUGGGCAUCCAGACUAUGAAUCAGUACAGGUUCUGUCAUAAAAUCACUUAAAAAAUGGGUUAUGCACAAUAUUCUGAUGGAGGUUGGGAUUAUGCCGGCAUCUCAUCUUUUGCCAAGUGCAACCGUAGUUGUUGUCAACACCUCAUUGUUGCUAAAUGCAGUCUCGGUAGCAGUUGUAGCCCAGAGAAGAUUCUCCAUUUGGCGGCUUUAUUGGAAGUCAUGCGCCAUGUGUUACAAUGGCUUAAUCUUAUGAUUGAGCUGGAGCUGUGGCUCUAAAUUCAAAAUAAUCGUUUUCUAAUGUA